AUGUCCACCCGUAUCUUUUUACAACGGUUCCUGCGACCGCGUUUGCGCAUAAAUCAUGCACGUCCGAUCUCAUAUACGAAGCUCCUCUCCACACUCCCCAAUAUCCCAAUCUUUCGCGCCCUGCAGAAUCAUGAUCCCUCUAGCCUAGCAGUUGUCCACAGCGCAUCAAACCGCAGCUUUACAUACGGCAAUCUCGUGGCUGAUGUCCUCCGUGUGAAAGAUGAUCUAGAGCGUAAAGCCUCGGGCAAGCUCUCCGGGGAACGAGUUGCGUUUUUGGCGGAGAAUAGCUAUGACUAUGUAGUCACUCUCUUGGCUAUCUUUGCUAGUGAUGCGAUUGCCCUGCCGUUGUCUCCGUCUUUCCCUGUUGGUGAAUUGCAAUAUAUUCUGGACAACUCUCAGGCGAAGGUGCUUCUUGCGACUGAGAAGUACGCUGAUAAAGCGGCUCAGGUCCUCACGGCCGGAUUGGAACUAGAUCCUUUGUUUGAUGUUCGACGGAAGAUUGAGGUUGGCACGAGUGCCGAGUCUGUUCAGCUGGAUAGUCGCGAACAGACUUCAUCUGGAAUGAUGCUCUAUACUUCGGGAACUACGAAUCGACCGAAAGGCGUACUUAUUCCUGAGUCCGCAAUCACGGCGCAAGCAUCAUCCCUGCUACAAGCGUGGAAGUACACACCACAAGACCGGCUCUUACAUCUACUCCCACUACACCACAUUCACGGCGUAGUAAACGCAACCUUAACACCAAUCUUCUCUGGAUCCUCCAUCGAGUUCAUGUACCCCUUCAACCCGGAACAAGUGUGGCGUCGUCUUGCCGCACCAUUCAUCCCAUCUGAGAAUAAGCCCAAAAUCACUUUCUUAACCGCCGUUCCAACAAUAUACAACCGUCUAAUGACCUCCUUCCCGUCACUUUCCCAGGAAGUCCAAUCCGCUGCACAAAAGGGUAUACACCCCGACAACCUUCGCCUCAACAUCUCCGGUUCAGCAGCCCUCCCAACACCCACAAAAGAAAGGUGGACCGCCCUCAGUGGUGGGAACGUCCUCCUGGAACGAUUCGGCAUGACAGAAGUUGGUAUGGCGAUUAGCUGUGGCCUUGACCCGGCAGACCGUGUCGAUGGUAGUGUGGGGUGGCCGCUACCGGGAGUCGAAGCUCGUCUCGUAGAUACAGAGACUGAACAGGUCAUACCCAUCGGCCAAGAAACAGAUGCCAACGGCCGAGCUCUCGAAGGCGAGAUCCAGCUACGGGGAGCUACGAUUUUCCACGAGUACUGGGGAAAUAAAAAAGCCACGACGGAAAGCUUCGUCAAGGCAGAUGAUGGGAAACCCUGGUUCCGUACUGGAGAUGUAGCCACGCGACGAGUCGUCGACGGAGCUGGAAAAGGAACCAGCGGGGAGUGGGCUCAGGGACCCAUGUAUUUCAUCAGCGGUAGAAAGAGUGUUGAUAUUAUUAAGACGGGAGGUGAGAAAGUCAGCGCUUUGGAGGUUGAGAGGGAGUUACUUUCUCUUCCCCAAGUAGCCGAAGCAGCUGUCGUCGGCCUCCCAUCUGAACAAUGGGGUCAAAAGGUCGCACUCGUAGUAGUUCUACACCCUGACGCAGCGACAAGUGGUCGAAAUGGUAAAUCGUGGGGCCCAAUGGAUAUGCGUCGGGCGUUGAAGGAUCGGUUGGCAGGGUAUAAGAUUCCGCAGGAGAUGAAGAUUUUGGACAGUAUUCCCAGAAAUGCGAUGGGUAAGGUCAAUAAGAAGGCCCUUGUGAAGGAGGUGUUUAGGAUCUAG
Molecule: messenger RNA, 1767 nt
Organism: Penicillium odoratum
Lineage: Eukaryota; Fungi; Ascomycota; Eurotiomycetes; Eurotiales; Aspergillaceae
Product: acyl-CoA synthetase
Exons: 3
Coding region: 1-1767 (588 amino acids)
Biological process (GO): fatty acid metabolic process
Molecular function (GO): medium-chain fatty acid-CoA ligase activity
Source: RefSeq, a predicted model, not a curated record